CAGCAGGAUCUGCACAGAUCUUCAUUAACUCAACAACGUAGAUGUAGAAAUACUCUUCCUCAUCUUGCUUAAUACUACACAACUACCGGUGGACGAAUGACGGAAGCGCCACUCCUUGUUCAUGAUCAUGGGACAUCAUGCCUUUGCUUCUCCAGAAGAAGAUGUGCACAAGAUUGAAUGCUUAUUUGUCCCGGUGAUUAUUCGCUUUGUCACCUUCGGUUUGCUCAUAUGGGCGAGUCAUACACACACAGACCGCCUUUACCUCCUAAAUCCUGCGAUCCUGA
Amoebophrya sp. A25 is the source of this 284-nucleotide messenger RNA. NCBI's taxonomy places the organism in Eukaryota, Dinophyceae, Syndiniales, Amoebophryaceae. The record is from the annotation of a GenBank genome assembly.